AGAAUCGACACGUGGAACAAACUGCAACUGUCACAAAGAAUGCAAAGAUCAGCAGCUCAACUUCUGUCGAGAAAUCACUUGCGACACACUUGGGAAGGCAUUGGUGAACUACUCUCGCUACUGGCGAGAUAUGCUAAAUAGGCCUACAUGCCGUUACAUCGCCAAGGAGGAAGUGCAUUGAAUGCCAAACACGCAAUCUAACGGUACUUGUACUACGUGACUUGGCACUGACCUGCUCUUGACCUUACAUGUAAUCACUUAACGUGACUUGUAUUCACUUAUACUUAUACGUUCGUAGAAAACAUAUUAAAAAAGUGAAACUCCUCCCUUCCGACAUCCCACGUCACUAGACAUAGGGUUUGGCACGCGGGUGAAAUUUGGCGAAAGGGCGGAAGGAACACCGUGCAUGUUCUCUAGAAAUCCCGUGGCGACUUUGGCGUCAAGCACAUGAUGUUGGCAAGGAGUCUGACACUAUUUUCUGUUGCCAAUUAACGCAGGUGAGGUGGUUGUGUCCGCAGUGUGCUGGGUCAGUCACAAACUAGGUUUUACUCUGUGAACAUUAUAAUAUCAGUGCAAGUUAUCGAGUGCGCACGUUAAAACAAACAAAAAAGAAUAAGCGAAGCACUGUCUUUUUGUAACAAAAGGGUAGUGUCUAAUGGCUUGCCACCAAACGCGUGCUGACGUCUAAACUAAGCAAACGAGCUGGCAAGUCUCAUGGCGUCCGCAACCUGCCAAAUAGAAGAAAUCCCGAGGGAGGAGUUGUCAGUCCCUCAGAUUCAUUUGCAGAUCAUACACCUGAAUUCUUCUUCCCUCAACGGCGAUGCUACAGGAGGCCUGCAGCAGUUCAACCGCAAACCGAUCGUGCUGAAGCGCUUGCAUAAGUUGCAAAGUUUUGACUACCUCUUGCAAGAACCAAACGAAGGCCACGCGAGUUCUGAAUUACGCCCGCACCUACAAAACCGUAGAGGUUCUUCUCAGAGAGCUGAGAGUUUUGACAAUGACGAAAAAUCUAAAGACAACGGUAGCAUUCCCCAUAGAGAAGACGACGAAUCUGUCUAUGUGCUCUUUGUGAAAGGCUUGAACAGUACUCUAGCAGGAGAUAAAGAUAAAAUUUUGAAAAGCCUAACUCAAGUGUUGAACAAGCACACAGUUUCGGUUGCAGCCAAUGAGUAUAAACUUUUCUGUCGCCCAAGGUCCUCCUCAGCUAAAUCCACCUUGAAACAUAUCUGCCUUCACACUGGUAUGUUAGCUGUGAAUGAAAUGCUGGAUGAAGGCGUAAUGGAUGUCUCGAGAUAUGGUUUGGCGGGCGCUGCUCAGUGCCUUGCCCUUACUCUUUAUUUCAACAAAAAUUUAGCUUCCAUGGGGAGGAAUGUUUGGAACAGUAGAGUUGCACAAUUCCUUACAGACACCUGGAUGAGUUUUGGCUGUGUGGCAGCAGUGAUGAUAUCAGCUUCUAGACAAUGAUCAUCAUUUGUCAUGACCAAGGUUUACUUUCUUAGUAAAUAUUACUGCAUUAAAAUAAUUAAUGUACUUAUUGUGAUACCAGUAAAGGUGACAGUGAUAUGACAUUAUUAGGGCCUUAUGAGGACAGGUCUUGAAAACUGAAUAAGGCUCCCUUCAAGUUAUGGACCAAAUCUGUGAUAGCUUAGAUAUGUGCUUACAUAAUAUUGGUAAUUUAUAUUUAAUUAAAAUCACUGUAGAGUUAUUUACUACCUCAACAUGUGUAUACCCAUAAGCGAAAUCAACCAUAGUUUCCAUAAAUUGGUCUUGCAUAUUUAACUUUCCAUCUGAAUUAACCACUUUAUUAUAGAGCCAUAACCCUCUUCUCACUAGACACUACAUUACAAAAUAUCAUUAGAACUACAUAACUUACUGUCCCUACCUUCAUGCAUAGAUUAUUAAAUUUCAUAUUACUAUUACAUAUCCAUGAUGGAAAAGUAAUUCCUAUAGCCAAAUCUGUAAAGCAUCAUAUUUUUCUAUAAUGUAACUUAUUUUUUAUGAAGGGUUCAUUACUUACCUCUCUCAUGAAUGCUAUGAAAAUUAUAUAUAAGUAAUUUUGCAAUUCAAAUGACAUUUCUCCCAUUGAAUACUUAUAUAUAAUACUGUCAAAAUGAUAGUUACUUUGUGACUUCACAAAGAUUGUACAUCUUCUGAGGUAGAGAAUCCUCUUCCUACUUAUUAUCAUUUUAAAAACAGAGAUAACAAAGGGUGCUUUUUAAUAAGAUAGGCUAAACAAAGUACGUAAUGAUUACUGGACAAAUAUAGAAUUUGGGAAUGAUAUGUGUUAUGUGUGCAUUUUUUGUUUUGGGUGACUAAUUGUACAAUACCAAUAUUAAGUUCCAAGAGGUUUCACUUUAAAAGUUAGAUCUAGUAAGUAACAUAUCUCAAAAUAAUUAUCGGGCAGUUAUUAUACCCCUGUUGACUGGAAUCUGAAACUUACUGCAUUUUAACAAUCCAUGUAUUUGUUUCAUAUAUUAGGAUAUUAUGCACUAAUAGUUAUGUAUCUUUGUAUAAAAAUUGUCUAUUUUAAUUAGAAAUCAUAUUAUAUCCAUAUCUCAUAUCAAAUAUUAUCCAACCCUUAUAGGAUGUACCCUCUUACAGAUUUAUUGCAUUUCAGUGCAUAAAACAAUCACCUCUAUCUUUUCUAUUUAAGUUGCACAAAAUAUUAGUAAUGUUUUUUGAAUUUUCAGGUCAAAAUGUACAUAAUGUGACUAGUGAACAUCAAAAUCAUUUUCCAGUAUCCUAUGGGAUCACUGGUAUUCUUUGCUCUGUCUCUUAACUGAGCAUGCCUAAAUAGAAGGUAUAUGUAUCUUAGGGGUUAGAAUAAAAUGUAAAAAGUCUUAGCAUGGUUACUUAUAGGAUGUGAUAACAGGAUUAAUAACACAUGUAAAAGUGUGUAU
This is a messenger RNA of Penaeus chinensis, 2900 nucleotides long. RefSeq lists its product as uncharacterized. Lineage: Eukaryota; Metazoa; Arthropoda; Malacostraca; Decapoda; Penaeidae. The transcript has 2 exons. The record is from RefSeq and is a predicted model, not a curated record. Bases 715 to 1464 code for a protein of 249 amino acids.